AAUUCGUUUAAGUAUAAGCAGUUUUCUUCGUAAGGCCAAUACGGUGCACACAGCAGUUCAGAACCACAACCAUUUGUUCGCCCUCAGCUGUGAAAUGUGGUACGGUCCCUGUCAGUGCGAGCAGAAGAGGGAGGGUCAACAUGGCGUCCGAACAGGAGAGCUCCAAUGGGCCAGUGAAGAAGUCCAUGAGAGAGAAGGCCAUAGAGAGACGAGGUAUCAACAAGGAACACAACAGUAACUUCAAAGCAGGCUAUGUACCCAUAGAAGAGGAGCGCCUUCAUAAGACUGGGCUGAGGGGACGCAAGGGAAACAUGGCUGUUUUCAUCAUCGUUCUCCUCUUCCUCCUCGCCUUAAUCAACCUCAUCAUCACUCUGGUCAUAUGGACAGUGAUCCGCAUCGGUCCGAACGGGUGCGACAGCAUGGAGUUCCAUGAGUCCGGCCUGCUGCGUUUCAAGCAGAAAGCAGACAUGGGCAUUGUUCACCCACUGCACAAGAGCACGGUAGGAGGCCGUAAAGACCAGGACCUAGUCUUUGUGGGCAACAACAACCCGGUUGUGUUCCAGCAAGGCAACACUAAGCUGAGUGUAGAAAAGGACAAGACCUCGGUUGUCAGUGACGUGGGCAUUUCCUUCACGGAUCCUCGGACACAGACCACUUACUUCAGCACAGACUUUGAAAACCACGAGUUUCACUUGCCCAAAGGAGUCAAAGUCCUCAGUGUUAAAAAAGCGUCCACGGAACGGAUCACCAGCAGUGCAGCAUCUGACCUGAACAUCAAAGGAGACAAAAAGGCCAUCAUUCGUGGUAAUGAGGGUGUGAACAUCAUGGGGCGGACUGUCGAAUUCAAAAUGGGCGGAGACAUUGAGCUUAAGGCUGAGAACAGCAUUGUCCUCAAUGGGUCAGUCAUGUUCAAUGCUACGCACAUCCCUAGCCACGCUGGAGAUUUGUACUUCAGCGACAAUUUUGCGAGGUACAAGCUCUGCAUGUGUGAAGAUGGGACUCUGUUCCGUGUGUUGGUGAAAUUUAUCAACAUGGGCUGCCAGACAUCAGAUAAUCCAUGUGGAAAAGCUCUUUAGGACUGCAAUGUUGAAUUACUGUACAUCUCCCUACGAUCUGUCACCACUUAAGCCAGUGAAGCCACUUGCUCUUUUUGCUUAGUGUAUAGUUGCAGACAAUGGGGCAAUCUUAAUGCACAUAAUAAUACCUCGACAGUUCACUUAGCAAAUUCAUUUUUUUUCAUCAUGUCUGUGCGAAACACAGACUGUGCUACAGAUCAUUGCCACUUGGCCAAAGAUAUUAACUGUAAGUAAUUUCAUUGCUCUGCAGAUUUGCCACCUCUAUCUAAAAUGUACACAUCAGUCCACAUUACUUCUAUAUUUAAAUGAUGAUACUGUGGUUUACACUGCCCAUUGGUAGGCCAUUUUUUCACGGUAUUUAUUUUUUGCCUUACCAUCCAGUAUUAUUGAUGCGCAAACCCUGAAUGGGGCUUGCUUCGGAUUUUAUUCGCCGUUCAUGUUUCUUGGCAGCUGUGUUUUUUCUCUGUCAUAUUAACUGACAUAUGUGAAACACUACAUGGUGAUGACGUCUGUAAUAGUUGCAAGUGACAUGCACAGAGUUAAUUGGAGUAAAUUGUAACAUAGAGUACGUUCUAAGAACACCCAAUAAUGUAAAAUAAAGUAGAGUAGAUCUCUUUCUGCACAUUUUUUGGGCUGUCCAUCAUGCACGUGCCAAUGGAUUUGCAAGGGAUUAUAUAUCAUUUCAUGCAAAAGCUUUUUUUUUUAUGGAAACAAUACAAUAUUGAAACAGAAUGAAAGUGAACACUAAGUUAUGCUACAGAUAAAUGCAAAUGUUUUUAAAUGUCAAGAGUUUAACUAAUGAGUAACUUGAGGUGAAGCCUAUGUAUUGAGUGGUUUGAAUUUUGUGCAUUAUGAUAUAAAAGGUUUGACUUGUACUUUGCUUUGGAUUGUCUUGUCUGUUAUAUAAGAGUACUCAUGUGGAGAACAUUUCUAGUAGUCGUUCUCAGAGCACAGACUUGAUGCCUGUGUGUUUUUGAUCACUUAAAUGAAAAACAAAAAUGUCAACCUGCCUUAUUUGAAAAUCUGUCCAGCAUUUCAUUGCUAUGUUUGUUUCAAUAAAGAAACAUGUUGCUACGUGA
Messenger RNA from Mugil cephalus (flathead mullet), 2155 nucleotides. It is a transcript of the gene sgcb, whose product is annotated as sarcoglycan, beta (dystrophin-associated glycoprotein). Lineage: Eukaryota; Metazoa; Chordata; Actinopteri; Mugiliformes; Mugilidae. Gene Ontology annotation, cellular component: sarcoglycan complex; sarcolemma. The record is from RefSeq and is a predicted model, not a curated record. Bases 141 to 1076 code for a protein of 311 amino acids. The transcript has 6 exons. Gene Ontology annotation, biological process: muscle organ development.